CUCAGACUGAAGCAGACAAAGGCGAGGGAAGAGACGGCGUGCCGCUAUCCUGCAGCAUCGACUCACACGUUUACGCGCACACACACACACGCUCUCUCUCUCUCUCUCUCUCUCUCUCUCUCUCCCCCGCAAACACUCCCUUCUCUCCGCAAGCAAGAGACGCAGACUCUCAGGAGCUGUUCACUACAACCACCAAACAACUGUCACAACCAUCUCAACGAAAGUCAUCAUGGAGCUGGACUUUGGGCAUUUCGACGAGCGAGACAAGGCCUCUCGUAACCCGCGGGGCGGGCGCCUGAAUGGACUUCCCAGUCCAACCCACAGCGCCCACUGCAGCUUCUACCGCACACGCACCCUGCAGGCCCUCACCAAUGAGAAGAAGGCCAAAAAGGUGCGCUUCUACCGCAACGGAGACCGCUACUUCAAGGGCAUCGUGUACGCCGUGGCCAACGACCGGUUCCGCACCUUUGACUCGCUCCUGGCCGACCUCACACGCUCUCUUUCCGACCACAUCAACUUGCCACAAGGUGUCCGCUUCAUCUUCACUAUUGAUGGCACCAACAGGAUCGGCUCAAUGGAUGAGCUAGAGGAAGGGGAAAGCUACGUUUGUGCAUCGGAGAACCUCUACAAGAAGGUCGACUACACAAAGAACGUCAACCCCAACUGGUCCGUGAACGUAAAGGCCUCAGCCAGUCAGAAGAACAUGCAAGCCUUUGCUGCCAGAGCUGCUGGCUUUUCCGGAGAGAGCAAGGACUUUGUUCGACCCAAGCUAGUGACGGUGAUGCGCAGCGGCGUGAAGCCACGCAAGGCCGUGCGCAUCCUGCUCAAUAAGAAAACGGCGCACUCCUUCGAGCAGGUGCUCACCGACAUCACAGAGGCCAUUAAACUUGAAAGUGGCGUGGUCAAGAGGAUCUACACGCUUGAUGGCAAGCAGGUUACCUGCCUUCAAGAUUUCUUUGGCGAGGACGAUGUCUUCAUUGCAUGCGGACCGGAGAAAUUCCGCUAUGCCCAGGACGACUUCUCUCUGGAUGAGAACGAAUGCAGGGUGAUGAAGACACCCAAAGGUCAACGUGGUUCAAUUAAGAGUCCUGGUCCGAUCAGGCGCAUGAAGUCUCCUGCUGAAUCAACCAACGGGACGGGUUCCAGCAGCCAGCUCUCCACCCCGAUUUCCAAGCAUUCCCCCACCUCCACCCCCAACAGUCCAGGCCUCAACAACAAGCAGAAGGAUCUGUACCUGCCCUUAUCUCUGGAUGACGAUGACUCUCUCAACGAAUCGAUGUAGACCCUCCUCCUGCAGCCUGCCUCCCUUUUUUGGCCUGAAACACAGAAGUUUUUAUACCUCUGCUGCUUUCCACCAUCACUCACAGUGCCACCUGUUGUCUAGGAGAAGCAUUCUUUGUCUCUUUGUAAGGCCUUAGCCACCAGGGCUACGACACCAUUUGCUGCUUGAGAAUAACACAAACACUGUUUCUAUUCAUUUCUUUUUAAAUCUGUUUCGACCACAUUGUAAAAAAAUAUGCUCACUAAUGUUCCGACGUAUGUUUCCAUGUGCAGGUUAGCUGCUAUUUCUCAAAAAUGGGCACACAGUUCACUGACCAGCAGAUUUCACUGUGUAAAAAAUUUCACUUUGGUCACUCAAGAUUUUUGUUAAAGGAUGCACUUUGAUUUUAAUAUUUCGGUCACAGAAUUCCAAGCAGCAAAUGGGUAUUUUUUAGGGGUGUUAGUCAGAGCUGACUCAACUUUUUCAUCACUUGUAUUCGUGACGUUCCUCCGUGUCCUCCUGUCCUACAGUCAAAGGUGUGAAAGGUAAUGAUUCCUUGUCAGAGGAAAUCUGCUAAGCCAGAUAAAGUCUUUCUUGCCCGCUGUAAAUACUGUGUAUAGCUAUCCAUCUUAACAUCUCAGCCCAUUGCCGUGCUUCCAUAACGUCACUACAAUGUCCGUCUAACAUUUGCUAAACAUGAUACAGGGUUUGGACAAAGUAAAAGAAGCGCCAAUUAAACGAAGUCCCACCACAGAGGGUGAGGAUGAGUGGGAUGCAGCUCCCAACUGAGGAUGAUUAUCAGAAGCCAAUGCCUCCUCAAUUCAUGUUCCCAACUGAAUAUAUAAACAAGAGGAUUAUAAAACAUCUAUUAAAAGUCACUUUUAAACCACAAUGGAGGCUUUAAAUUCCUUAUAUUGGCAGUAAUUGGCAUUAAUCUUGUCUAAUCGGGGACAAGGAAAUAACUUUGUAAGAAAAAAGCCUCCCACGUAGCCCUCUGUGAAGUCUUUGUGUUGGCGUCUCCUCUAUUUUGACCCUCUACAUAGACAGUAGGCUAUACAUGGUAUACCAUCUGUGUUUUAGAUUUUCACAAACUGCAGUGCAUGAUAUUGAUGAUUAUGUAACUUAAGACGAAGCUGAUUUGAAGGACCUAAUGGUGCAUAAAAACAACCAAAGGAAAAAUAUACUAGACCCUUUUUUUUAAAAAGCUAACAGAAAAAAGAAAGCUCACACAUUCAGUAUACCGUCUAAAUCAUUCCCUUUAGGCCAGGUGGUGAUGUUUUAUAGUACAAUAUGUGAAAUUGAAAGAUAAAUAAAUAAAGGUGUCAAAGCCAAAGUAUGAUGUUUUAAGUAUGAUGAUGAUUUUUAGACCAAUAAUUAUAGAAAAGGGAAAAUAUGUAACUUUAUUAGUUAGUAAAUAUGCUGGAGGCAGCACACCUGGAGAUUUAUGCAUGUUACUUUUAACGCAUCAAAAUAACGUUGAGAUUAAAUAACAAAUCACACUCAUCUGGGGCAAUUAGAGUUCUAUCAGGGCGCUCAACAGUAGUGGGGUUUCUUCUAUUUUGCAUGGCUCAGCAUAGUUCUCUGAUACGGAAAUCUUAACGGUUGUCUAAAUCUAUGUGUGGGUUUUAAAUUUUUAUAAAGUUUUAUUAAUUUAUAUCAAGGGUAUUGUCUAGGAUUUCUUUCUAGUUGCUCACAUGAGCUCUAAACACUAGUACUUUUUUCAAGCCUCUGUGUGCAACUUUCUACGGCCAUAUUUCUUUUUCUAUCGUCACGACUUGCGUCGUGUGUCUUACAAAUCCACUGAGAAGAGUUUUCUCAGAUCUUUGCAGGGAAUCGAGCCUGAGAAUCGCUAAAUUGGACAACGCUGAAGCACAAAGCAGGGAGCUACUUAUUUAUCACAGCAACAGACACUUUACGGUCUACUUGCCAGCAUUUAAAUGCGUGACAAUUCGUUUUUUAUUCAAAUAAAAAAAUGCUGCAGAUGUAGCAUCCUUUUAAUUAACAUCUAUGCAUUCGGAUUCAAGAAUAGUUAAAAUACUUUUUUCUUUUUCGGUAGGAAUGGCCUUUUUAUACCCAAUAGAAUAAUGAGAAAUAAACUAAGUCAAAAAAGAGUUCCAUUCAGGUAAAUCGAUUGUGAUGAUGUGACAGUCUGAAAGCUGUACGAGUGAUCUGGAUUAGGUUUAAAUAGCUGUUUAGAUCAGCCAUUUAUUGCUCGCCAAACGAUCCAGUGCUGAAAGCUACAUCUUUCUCCUGCAGGGAGUGCUGUCACGCCAGCACAACAGCUAAUAAUAUCAGCUAAUCCAACAGCAGGGACACCUCACUUUACCCGCCAUUUUGUACAAAACCCCCCAAUUGUUGUCACACAGUUCUGUAUAACCUUACAUGCUAAUAAUGUUUUUUGUUUCCUUGAUUUUUCUACAGCUUAUUACAGCGCUACAGUAUAUAAAACAUUAACAGAAAAUGUUGGUUGUCUUGUGUUAACCUGCCUCCACCAUGUAAGACAGAUGGUGUGAAUUCAUCACCUACAGUGGUGCCUUUUUUUUAAGGAUUACUGUCUUUUGAUAAAAAAUAAUGAAAUAAGACAUCGAAGGCUUGAUCUUUGUUAACAGCUGUUUGUAAAACAUUUUUAAAUGUCUUGAAUGAUGAGGCCUCCCAACACACUUUGUUUCGAAGAGCUACAGGACACUUUAACAUGGUGUAAAUACGCUCCCUUCCUGUUCUCUUUCAUAUGUAUGCCUUUCUGAUCGAAUGAAUGACUUUUUUUUUUUUUUUUUCUUGGAAAUUUACAAUGUCCUUUUUAGUGGUAUUUUGCAAUGUCACAGUGGCUUGUUUCAGUGGUUCAUUCAGUGUAUU
Anoplopoma fimbria (sablefish) is the source of this 4114-nucleotide messenger RNA. Its product is annotated as neuronal migration protein doublecortin-like. Gene Ontology annotation, cellular component: axoneme. Gene Ontology annotation, biological process: axoneme assembly; photoreceptor cell development; intracellular signal transduction. The record is from RefSeq and is a predicted model, not a curated record. NCBI's taxonomy places the organism in Eukaryota, Metazoa, Chordata, Actinopteri, Perciformes, Anoplopomatidae. Bases 230 to 1282 code for a protein of 350 amino acids. The transcript has 7 exons.